Messenger RNA from Zeugodacus cucurbitae (melon fly), 1998 nucleotides. RefSeq names its product coiled-coil domain-containing protein 130 homolog. The record is from RefSeq and is a predicted model, not a curated record. Gene Ontology annotation, cellular component: U2-type spliceosomal complex; post-mRNA release spliceosomal complex. Gene Ontology annotation, biological process: mRNA splicing, via spliceosome. The transcript has 2 exons. Bases 174 to 1259 code for a protein of 361 amino acids. NCBI's taxonomy places the organism in Eukaryota, Metazoa, Arthropoda, Insecta, Diptera, Tephritidae.
CUAAACAGCUGAUCUGUUCGCUCCAUUGUGAAUAACCUUUGUUUUGACAUUUAAUAUUUUCAUUUGGUUCAAGAUAGCAUUCAUUUGCUUACUAUACCGAUAAACAAAAUAUAAUUAUUUGUGACAGAAAUUGUGUUGUAAACGUUUAAUUUUCUUUAAAUAAACAACGUAAAAUGGGUGAACGCAAGGGACAAAAUAAGUAUUAUCCCCCCGAUUACGAUCCGAAGAAGGGUGGACUUAAUAAAUUUCGUGGGACACAUGCCCUACGCGAGCGGGCCCGGAAAAUUCAUUUGGGCAUAAUUAUUAUACGUUUUGAAAUGCCCUACAAUAUUUGGUGUGAUGGAUGUAAAAAUCACAUAGGAAUGGGUGUGCGUUAUAAUGCGGAGAAGACAAAAGUGGGCAUGUACUACUCCACACCCAUUUAUAAAUUUCGAAUGAAAUGUCAUCUAUGCGACAAUCAUUUCGAAAUACAAACCGAUCCCGGAAAUUUAGAUUAUGUUAUUCUAUCCGGAGCACGCCGACAAGAGAAUCGUUGGGAUCCGUUGCAAAAUGAACAGGUUGUACCCGAGACUAAGGAAGUACAAAAACGCCUAUUUGAUGAUGCGAUGUACAAGUUGGAACAUCAAGCAAAAGAUGUCAAAGCUGGAGAGGAUGCGAAACCGGUACUGGAGCGCUUAGUCGAACGCAAUCGAAGUGUUUGGGAUGACAGUUAUGAGGCCAAUUGCCGAUUAAGAGCAGAGUUUCGAACUAAAAGGAAAGAACUAAAAGCACAAAAAGAACUUGAUGAUCAAUUACUUGCGAGAAAUAGUCUUGAUAUAGCGCUUUUACCGGAAAUUGCACAAGAUAAGCAAAUGGCAGAGUUGAUGAUGUUGCAAAGCAAGUCGGCGCAAGAAAGAGAAGCAGAGAAAAGAUUGGAUAUAUUAAUGAAACCUGCUCUCCAAGGUGCCACCAAAACAACCUUUGGUGGAAUGAAACGUCAGAAAAUACUAAAUACGCAUUUACAAUUCGGAGAUUUGGGUAUUAAAAAGAAAAUCGAAGCAUGUACAGGCACUGAACCAGCAGUUACUACAAUAGCUGAAAGCCAUACAAGCAAAGAAGAUUGUACGUCGUUGGAGGACAAAUCUUCGAAGAAUGCGGAGGAGUCUAAUGGGCAAAACGAAAAAUUGGAAAAAGAGGAAGCCAAGUUAAUAAAUCUGCCAAAGAGUUUGGCAUUGGUCUGUGAUUAUAAUAGCAAUAGUGAAAAUGAUAGUAGCGAUUAAAUACAUUACACAAAAAGUUUUAUUAUCGUAAAAACAUUUGAAUAAAACUAAUAACAUACACAUAAUCAAAAAUUCAAUAUUUAUAAUCAAAGUAUAACACACAAUUAUGAAUUUACAACUCCGCGGUCUCGCAUCCCGACUCAUUAUUUCCAUUUCCUUGGACAUCAGUAUCGGUGGCAUAUAAUAUGGCCAGUGCACGUUCACACAACUCGUCGUGAUCUGUGAAUUCUUUCAACCUGGUAGAAAGUAUUGCAUAAUAUUAUAGCAAUAUGUUGAGAGUAAUUUGUUGUUGUUAACUUACACAUUUUCAACAUCGAGUAGUUUUUUAUAAUAGAAAUUUCUUUCAUUUAAUAUUAUCGCGGUCUAAGAGUUAUAAAUGGGAAUAUUUAAAGAUUUGCAAGAGAAUAGAUACGAAACGAUAUGUACAAACCUGCUCAGCUAGUUUAUCACGAGUCUCUUGCAGAGAUCGCAGGCUUCGUGGCGAACCACUUUCAUCCACGUUAAGUUGCGUUGAAUUCGCCGUUGGUGGUGUCAUCUCCGAACCUCCCCGAUUCAGCACUUUUUUAGUUGCUUUUACUGUUUUAUGAUGGAUUUGUGGCUUUUGUGUAUUCGGAAGCUUUACAUUUUCUUUACCGGCUGCAUGCACAUCAUAAAACUUCUUAAACCAUUGCAGAAAUUCGAAGUUAUCCUGGAAACGUCCUUUUAUCAAACGCUCAAUCGGCACGGACUUUUCGUAGUU